This is a messenger RNA of Triplophysa dalaica, 576 nucleotides long. It is a transcript of the gene rcvrn3, whose product is annotated as recoverin 3. NCBI's taxonomy places the organism in Eukaryota, Metazoa, Chordata, Actinopteri, Cypriniformes, Nemacheilidae. Gene Ontology annotation, molecular function: calcium ion binding. Bases 1 to 576 code for a protein of 191 amino acids. The transcript has 3 exons. The record is from RefSeq and is a predicted model, not a curated record.
AUGGGCAACUCACAGAAAAAAGGUCUUUCAAAGGAGAUCCUGGAUGACCUUAAAGUGAACACAAAGUUUACUGAAGCCGAGAUCAUGCAAUCACAUGAGAACUUCCAGAAGCAGUGUCCCUCUGGUCGCAUCUCUCAAGAUCAGUUUGUAGAGAUCUACAUUCGGUACUUCCCUAACAGUGAUGCGAAAUCUUAUGGCCAGCAUGUAUUUCGCUCCUUCGACACCAAUGACGAUGGGACAUUAGACUUUAAAGAGUACAUUGUAGCUCUUCACAUGACCUCUUCAGCCAAGACAACCAUGAAGCUGGAGUGGGCCUUCUCCCUUUUCGAUGUGGACAAGAAUGGCUACAUCACAAAAAACGAAUUGUGCGAACUCUGUCAGGCCAUUUUUAAACUCAUACCUAAAGACAAGGUCGCAGAUCUUCCCAAUGAUGAGAACACAGCAGAGAAGAGAGCCGAAAAACUCUGGACCAUAUUUGGCAAAAAGGACAAUGAACGACUUGCAGAGGGCGAAUUCAUUGAGGGUGUAUCAUCAAGCCAAGUAGCGCUGAGGUUAAUUCAAUAUGACAAUAAAUGA